AUGAGUAGGUUCGGCAUGGAGGAGUACACCACGUUCUUCCUCAAAUUUUUGGUCGCCUUGUUCUUCCUCAUGACCUUUGGACAAGUUGGUCAGUUGGCCUACUGCUGGUUAAUGACGGGCGGGCUCUCGUACUGGGUGAUGACGUCCGGACUGGGCUUCACCUCUGAUGAUGCCAUCGCCACCAUUGCCACAGUUUUCGGACUCCGUGCGAUUCCAUUCCUCUACAAGCGACUGAUCACCUUGGCUGCAACAUAUCCCUUGGCGCUCACCUUCAGGCACAUCCAUGCGAAACGAGAUGAGACACUUAUUUGCUUCGAAGAUUCUGCCCAAGUACACGAUAGAGGAGGCAGCGUCAGUCGGAUGAGUCACUUCACUGACUCCAGACUGGCACAGUCCAAACAUGUCCAAACUUAA
Molecule: messenger RNA, 414 nt
Organism: Durusdinium trenchii
Lineage: Eukaryota; Dinophyceae; Suessiales; Symbiodiniaceae
Source: the annotation of a GenBank genome assembly